Molecule: messenger RNA, 4664 nt
Organism: Salpingoeca rosetta
Lineage: Eukaryota; Choanoflagellata; Craspedida; Salpingoecidae
Exons: 24
Coding region: 70-4278 (1402 amino acids)
Biological process (GO): mitotic chromosome condensation; meiotic chromosome condensation; mitotic cell cycle
Cellular component (GO): condensed chromosome, centromeric region; nucleus
Molecular function (GO): histone binding
Source: RefSeq, a predicted model, not a curated record
CACAAACACGAACGACGACUGCGAGCACCUCAGCCACCCCCACCACACGCACAGCAGCAGCACGACGCGAUGAAGGUGGACUUCCAGAUCCCGGCCGACGCCGACGAUCUGCUGGCCACAGAUGCAAAUGUCUUCUCUGUCGCAACCUUCUCCGAUGUGCGCAGAAUCUCGGAGUACAACCUCAACGACAUGAUUGCAGAUGCGACAAAGACAUUCAAGGAUGGCACGGAGAUCAGCUACAACUCGACAUUUGACGUCUUCUUCAGCCUGGCACGGUUUUUCGGGGACUUGAGCCCCACAGUGCAGAAAGCAACCUGCUCAUCACUGUUGUCAGGGAUGCAGUGGUUUGGGCGCACGCUCCAGUCUCGCCUGCCUGAGAUGAACAGCAACAGCAGCGAGGCGCAGCUUGGCCGCAACUGCCUCAAGAUGUACACGUACCUCAUCAGCUUGAUUGCCUCCCAUCAGGAGGGAGAGGCCGUCAAGCCAACGCAGCACCUGGGCGGCGCCACAAAGAAGACCAAGAAAACCAAGUCUGAGUUUUCGUGGAGCCAGGAGCGAGAACGCCUGCUUGCCAUGAUGCUGUCGCUCCUUCAGCUCGAUGUGCCAAAGCUGUGGCCCAUGUCCUGCCCCGAGGAGCAGUUUGUCAACCUCAUUACGCGGUUUGCAUAUGUUGCGCUGGAGAACCCUGAGGUGGUCAAGGACAAAGACGUGAUGCACCUGCUCACCAGCAUCCUUGGUCUCAUGGUCCAGAAGUACAACCACAGCCUCGGCGCAUCCACAGCCAUUGUGCACUUGCUGCCGCACUUCGAGCACCUCUCCCACCCACUGGCUUCGAUGCUGGCGGCGUUUGCACACGACUUUGACAGCCCAGCCGUUGUCACAGACGUCCUCAGGGAGAUUGCUAAGAUGGACAACAGCGAUUUCGUGCGCGAUGCAAGUGGUUCCCGCUACUUUGCGUCUUUCCUGGCAGAGCUCGCCACUCUUGUGCCAGAACUGGUGCUGCCGUCCCUCAGCUUGCUGCUGCCCCAUCUCGAUGGAGAGGCGUAUCCCAUCCGCAACGCGCUGCUGAAGAUGAUUGGCGCCAUCUUGACCACCCAGCUCCGCGCGGACCUGACACCCAAUAUGGCAGCCACCCGCGACGAGCUCAUUGCCAUCUUGGAGGAGCGCCUGGUGGAUGUCUCGGCGUAUGUGCGCAAGCAGGCGCUGCAGGUGUGGCAGCAGCUGGCACGCGAAAAGGCUAUCCCCCUCAAGCAGCUGCAGCAGAUUGUACCCGCGUGCCUGCAGCGUUUGGAGGACAAGUCGAGCCUUGUCCGCAAGCAGGCCAUUGCCUUUAUGACCACCAUCAUGCGGUGCAACCCGUACGGCGACCGCCUGGACUCGUCCUCGUUUGCAGCCACACUGGCGGAGGAGGAAGCCAAGCUCAAGGCCCUCAUGGUGGACGCAGGCCUGCCUGUCGACGACGCUGGCACCACCACCACCACCACCAGCAAGAACAACGAUGACAGCAACGACGAGGCUGAUGCUGAAAACAAGGUCAAGGCUGAGGAAGAGAAUGAAGUUGAUGACCUGAUUCAAGACUCUGACACGGGCGAGCAGAGUGAUGUGGAGGCAGCUGAAGACAGCACAGUGGCAGAUGAAGCAGCACGGACAAAUGCUGAUGGCAACGACGACAUCAAGGAAGAGAGCGCUGAGCUGAAGCAGCAGCGUGUCAUCACGGCGUACCUCCGGGAUGCCGCGGCAUUCUCGCGAGCAUUGGAUGCGGCUGUGCCUCUUGUCACCCAGCUCCUUGGCUCAACCACAACCACAGAUGUCACCGAAGCCAUCCAGUGCUUGGUGGUGGCUACGGAGUUCAAGGUGUGCGCUGCCGAUGCUGGCGUGCGCAAGAUGCUUGUCCUUGUGUGGAGCAAGGACGCUCCUGUGAAGCAGGCUGUUCUUGACGCUUACCGCCAGCUCUUCUUCAAGCCAGACCCAGCCCUCUUCAAGACCAAGAAGGCUCAGCACGGCAUGGUGGCCAAGAGUCUGAUGAGGCUGACGCAGAACGCCACGCUCGCAGACUUGUCAUCCCUGCAAGAGCUCGUGUGCAUCAUGAUUGCGGAGAAGGAGCUGGAUGACGGUGUCCUGAAACAGCUGUGGGAUGUGGUGGCACAGCGCGUCCCCAACAUGACUGUCGCGCACGUGCAGCAAGCUGUCAUUGUGCUUGGAAUGGCGGGCAAGGCCAUGCCAGACAUGAUCAAGGACAAUGUCGGGUUGCUGGUGGCCACUGGUACGGGCCCGCUUGCACAGGAAACGCUUCUCCUCACCCGGGACGUUUGCAUUGCCCUUCAAAAGCUGCCCGGCUCAAAGCGCAUCACAUCGCGCACGAAGCCCCAGCGGUUCCCACGCGAUCACGCGAUGUUCGCGUCUUUCCUCGCUGUCAUCAAGAACGCAGUUACCUCGCCGAUCGAAGGGUUCAUUCCUGCCGCAGAGCAGAUGGUGAACAUGGUGUUCAAGAUGGCGGAACAGCCAGACGUGCUGUUGACGCCUUUCUUGAAGGAGAUGACCGAGUGUGUGAUGGCGGCACCACGCGAUGGCGGCGGGGGCGCCGUUGAUAUGACAACACGCCUCACGCGCCUCAUGUUCGUCCUCGGCCAUGUUGCGGUGAAGCAACUUGUUCAUGCAGACUACGUGCUGCUGGAGCUUAAGCGACGGCGCAUGCGCCAGGAAGAGGUGGACGCUGCGCACAAGAGCAAGGCCAAGACCAACAAACAGAAGGACGAGGAAGACGAUGAGAUGGGCGUUGGCGGCGCCUCUGCUGAAGAUCUUGAAGCCGAAUUCAUCCACGAUGUCUGCGAACGCGAGCUUGUGCUGGGCAACACGCUGUUGACCAGCUAUGGCUCUUUGAUUGUGAGCGUGUGUGUGGCGCCACAUGUGUUUCACAACGCGCAUCUUCAGGCCGCAGCUGUCUUGGCCCUGACCAAGUUCAUGUGCAUCAGCUCGCAGUUCUGCGACAGCCACCUCCAGCUCCUGUUUACGAUUCUCAAGUCGUCGCAGUACCCUCAGGCUCGGUGCAACGCCAUCAUUGCUCUUGGUGAUCUUGCCUUCCGUUUCCCAAACCUCAUCGAGCCCUGGACCGACCAUCUCUAUGCAAGAUUGAAGGACGAGAACCAGCAGGUGCGCCUGAAUGCGGUGAUGGUGCUGACCCACCUCAUCCUCAACGACAUGGUGAAAGUGAAGGGCCAGAUCAGCAACCUCGCCGUCUGUCUCGAAGACAACUGCACGCGCAUUGCCGACCUUGCUCGCCUGUUCUUCUCCGAGUUGUCGAACAAGGGCAAUGCCAUCUACAACGUCAUGCCAGACGUCAUCAGCCACGUUUCGCAUGAGGAAGAAGUGACGCCUGAAAAGAUGAAGAGCAUCAUGACAUUCCUCUUCUCGUUUAUCAAGAAGGAUCGUCAUGCUGAGAGUCUGGUCGAUAAGCUGUGCCAGCGCUUCCGCACGACGCACGAGGUGUCGCACUGGCGCGGAUUUGCCUUCUGCCUCUCCCUCAUCAACUACUCUGAUCGCUGCCUGAAGAAACUCAACGAUCAGUUUGCCUGCUAUCACGACAAGCUUGGGGAUGAGGCCAUCUACUCCAGCUUCCAAGACAUCAUUGGCAAGGCGAGCAAAUUUGCCAAGCCGGAGACAAAGGAGCUUGUUGCCGUGCUGGAGCAGCGCAUCAACAAAUGCCACGAGCAGGGUGCCGAGGGCGCCACCAUUGCUGCCAACGCUGCAAAGGCGAAGAAGAAGACGGGCAGCAAGCGGUCAAGUGGGCGUGGCCGCAGCAGCGCGAGUGUCAGCAGCAGCACUGGUGAUGAGGACCCAGCCAUGCAUGACACCGACGACACGGAGAACAGGGUGACCCGUGGUGGUGGGAAGCGCAGCUGUGCUGGACGCAAGAAGGCUGCUGCCAACAGCAAGAAGGGCAGAGGCAAAGCAACUGCAAAGCAGCAGCAGCAGAAGCAGAAGCGCAAGGCAACACGUAAGCAUGGGAUUCGCAGCUCACAGCUUGAAGACUCUGAUGACUCUGAAGGCGAUGGCGAUGUGUCUGACUUUGAGGUGAGCGGUGAUGAUUUCAGUGACAGCAACGCUGCUGCUGUUGACAUGCUGCUUGACGAGAGCGACGACGAGGAGGAAGACGUGAAUGUGUCGCGCGUGGACCGGAAGCGCAAGACGGUGAAAUCGCGGCGGCAGCGCGCCCUCCGCCUCAUUCAAGAAGAGGAAGAGGAGGAGUUGGGUGGCGAGGAAGACGUUCUCCUGGCAUGAGCCGGCCUGCAUUUGUUUGCAUGAUGUUGUGACGUUGGGCAUGAUGUCGUUGUGUGUUUGAUUGGUUUGGCGUGCGUGCGUGUGCUUAUGUUCAUGUGUGUGUGUGUGUGCGUGUGUGUGUGUGUGUGUGUGAACUGCUGACCUGAAUCACGUCAGUCGCGCAAACACCUUUGAUGCUUUCUACUUGCUUGACACUUGUUUGUUUUGUUUCCUUUUCGUUGUUCUUACAUUACGUUCCAGAAAGCCAUUUGUUGCGGCUCACACAUUGCACGCUUUAGUGCCGUUACUGUGACUGAUUUGCACCUGUUCCCUGCACUGUUUCUUCUCUUUUUUUCACCUACUGCUGUUUGCAUGGGAUUGUUUCGUUCCAAUACACGAAAGGGCAU